Messenger RNA from Paramuricea clavata, 2619 nucleotides. Lineage: Eukaryota; Metazoa; Cnidaria; Anthozoa; Malacalcyonacea; Plexauridae. The record is from the annotation of a GenBank genome assembly.
AUGUCCAUUUACCGACGAUUGUAUCAAUUUACCGACCAUUACGUCCCUGCUUGUUAUGUUGCGUUUUUGGCUGCCGCCAGUUAUAUGAUUUAUUUGACUUCAUUGAUGAGAUUUUUAAACUGUUUAUUCUUUCUUGUAGGUGUGGCGUUGUUGAGUGGUUCUCCUGAAGAAGACGCCAAGACGAGAAAACAGAAGAAAGCAACAAAUGUAUGUAGUUUUAGCAUCGCUUUACACGAUCCCGGGCUUGGCAUCAUUUACAGGGCUGCAAAUAAAUAUUUGACGUGACAGGACAUUUGUCCGAUCACUUUUAAUUUUGGUCGGACAAAAACCAACAUCACUAAAUUUGGUCGGACAUAUACGUGACAAGAUAUAUAUACACGAGACAAGUUUGUAUAGGCAUUCCGACGCAACGUUAAGUAAAAUGCUAGAAUGCCUUAUUGCAAAAUGCAAAUUGAGUGAAUUUGCAAUCGGAUUUUGUCAAAGCAAAAAAAUGUAUAAUGUGACAAUUUUUUUUGUGAUCGGACCAAUAUCCGAUCAAAAUUACUUUUGCUCGGACAUUUGCCAAAUUUAGUCGAACAUUGUCCGAUGUCCAACAGUAAUUUGCAGCCCCGCAUCAAGCUGAGCUUAGAAGAAUGAGGUCCGUGUAUAUCUGGAGUAAGAACUCGCGUCCGUAGGAUAGCAGAAAUUGACAUCCAGUGCCAUUUUGUCCGCGUGGUUAACAUGAAGUUGCACGGAGUGCCGACUGCCGAAAUUUCUUGUUUUGACUUCCGUUAGAAAAACCUGGAAUUAGCUGGAAAAAUUGCAUGAAAACUGUUUACGACCUUCAUAGAUUUUGGACGUUAAAUUCCGUCGUCUUCACUUCAUUUUUCUCAUAAGUCAAAUCACACAAGUUCUUACUCCAGAUACAUAUACAGUUCAUUUCAUGAUAGUCGCUGUGUGGCUCAUACCUCAACGAAAUAGAUUAGUUUUAUGAUAUACAGGGUGUGUAAAAAAAAGACUGAACAGAUAUGAAAUUGCUCUCAAUUUCGCAAAACAGCUAUUAUUAUCCAGUUUUAUAUAUUUAUAUAUAUAUAUAUAUAUAUAUAUAUAUAUAUAUAUAUAUAUAUAUAUAUAUAUAUAUAUAUAUAUAUAUAUAUAUAUAUAUAUAUAUAUAUAUAUAUAUAUAUAUAUAUAUAUAUAUAUAUAUAUAUAUAUAUAGUGAAACUUUGUUGGGUUUUUAAUUACUGUACAAAAUUUCAGACAAUUUGCUUCAGUUUAAGACCUUGAACUAUUCAUUUUUUCCUAAAAAAUCAGCCUUUCGCAUGCUUAAUUAAUGCGUUUACCUAAUUUGCAUAUUGCUGAAAUAAGCAAAUUAGCCAAACGCUUUAAAAAUGUAAGUUUGCGUGAAUCUUUAACUAUUCACGCAAACUUACAUUUUUAAACUGAAGUAAACAGGCUUAAACUAAACAGGCUUAAACUGAAGCAAAUUUUCUGAAAUUUCGUGCAGCAAUUAAACACCCAACACAUUUUUCACCCAUUAACUCACAAUACGAUUAAAGCUUUUAAAUCUCGUGCGCAAGCAUUUUUAGUUUGUCGGAACCCCCAUCCCCCCCCAGUUUACAAAGUUUGUGUUCGAGAAAUUUUUUUCAUUAUUCUACAUUAUAAGUACCAAAAGAACAUCCAUUAACUCAAAUUACGAUUACAGCUUUUAAAUUUCGUGCGCAAGCCAUUUUUAAUUUGUUGGAAAAAAGUUACCCCCCCCCCCUGGUUUACAAAAUUUGAGUUUGAAAAUUUUUUUCUAUUAUUCUACAUUAUAAGUACCCAAAGAAACUAUAUAUAUAUAUAUCAAAAACUGGAUACUAAUAGCUGUUUUGCGAAAUUGAGAGCAAUUUCAAAUCUGUUCAGUUUUUUUUAUACACCCUGUAGAUUCAGUCCUCGGAAUUCAACAGCCCUGAAAGUAACGGCGACAGUCCGCUUUCAUCGACCAGUACGGUGGUUUUAUGUGUUGUGUUCCUGGUUGUUUUACCAACGAUAAAAGAAAUCCUGAUCUAUAUUCUGUUGUAUAUAAAUGAUAUUCUGUGCUUUUAUUGUUAGUCGCUAAUUCGUUGGUGUUGGGCAGCUGGUUCAUGUAGGUUUUACCUCCUCCUAGAAAAUGAAAACAACACAAUCUAUGGCCUCUGUUUGGAGAGAAAUCUUUACGGGCAAUUGAACUUAUCCCUUUUUUCGAUUCCACAAUUUUACCAUGUGGAAAAUUAUGAAACGAAAGCUCGGGAUUCCUGUUAUUGCUGGUAGGACAACCAGUAACAUAGCACGUAAAACCACAAUUUCUUUACUCGUACUGGUCGAUGGAAGCGGACUGUUGCCGUUACUUCGGGGCUGUCAGACCUCUGAGACCCAUGUAAGAAUUCUCAAGUGGUAUAUAUGAAUUUUCUUAUUUGUUGUGUGUUUCAGGAUGAAAUGAACAAUGAAAUGACAGUUGUACCAAGAAAGAAGCCAGCCGGUAAUUCUGCUGCACAACAUCCACCAGCACACCCCGGGAAAUCUAAAGCUGCUAAAAUGCGUGCUGUGGCACGUGGUGAAAAUACCGCAAGCAGUGGCAAGUCUGAGCAAGAGGUAAUGUUAAAGAUAUUGAAUAUCUAG